AUGUCGCUUUUCCUUCUCUUUCUCCUUGCGUUUGACCCGUCUCAGGCUGGUUCGUCUUGCUCUGCCCCUUGUGAGGUAAAACGUUCAGGGUAUUGCAAACUACGUAGGGUGGAGGAUGUUUAUGUGGAAGCCCCCAGGUUGCCGUGUGCAUUUUGCAACACUACCGGGCACACCGAAGGGAAUCAGCUCGGAUGCCUUCCUCCCACUCUGCCUAAGCUCCAAGUGGCAGGGCACUCCGACAGCAGCGGCAAGCUGAAGCCCCUGCCUCGUCUUGUUCAGCUCUACACACUGCUCCUGGGGCCUGGCAACAUCGUGACGGCUGCACCCGAAACGUUUUCGGCCGUGCCAAACCUCCUUGGGCUGUCAAUGAGCAAAAACGCCAUCAGUGUGAUCGGAAGUUGGUUUGGCAAGAUCAGGAAGCUGACAAAGCUCGACCUUGGCUGGAAUGAAAUCGAGGAGAUCAAGAGGAACGCCCUUCAGCCACUGGCCAAGCUUAAGUUUCUCAGCCUGAGGCAUAACCGCCUUUGUGCUGUUGAAGAGUGGUACUUCACAGGGCUGACCGAGCUCAAGUUCCUGCACCUGAACUACAACAAGAUCUCACACAUCACUUGGAAGGCGUUCGGUCAGUUCAAAUGCUUACGCAAGCUCUCUCUUGACCACAACCAGCUAUUGUCCAUCCCUGCGGGGGCGCUUACUACCAUGCGCAGAAUUGAUCUUGUCGACGUUAAGGAGAACCCUUUCCGUUGUACCUGUGCGCUGGAAAGCUUAACGUCUGAAGGGCCUAAAGCAGCAAGUCUCUAUGCCUAUGACCGUUUGCUGUGCAGCUACCCGCCUAACCUCUCGGGAAGAAAGAUUGCUGACGUGGAUAAGGCUGAGAUGCCGUGUCCACCACCUACAGCCAGGGUGUCACAACAUGAUAACGGAGCCACUCUCGUGUGUGAGGUCUUCUGGGAGAAGCAGCCAGAGAUCAAAUGGUUGGAUCCAAAAGGUAGGGCUAUUGAGGAAAGAGAGUCACUCGACCCAUGUGGCGGCACUAUAAGCACAAGCUUGAAGCACGAGAUGCCUACCACCCAGUCUCCUGAAGGAAGAACGGCGCACUCAACAGAUGACUCCGGCCUACCCUAUAUCGGCAACUCCACCUACACCCUCCGGAUGAGUCAGCAAGCCUACCGGUGCUGGACGGAGGGCAGUUACCGGUGCAUCGUGCAGUCUACACCAGACACCGUCACUGUGGAUCUACCGCUGACCAAGUCAAGUGAGAUAAGCAAAGUCGGGCAGGGACAAGCGCACACCAUGAUGGCAGCCGUCUAUACCACAACAUCCGACUGGCAAAACGCAAAGGUGACAGAAAAGAUCAUCAAACCCACGGACAGGAAGAUUCGUCAGGAUGGUACCACUCCAACACGUAAUGAAGCAAAAAGGAAGAUGACAACUGCCUACACCACAACACCUGUCCAGCAGAACGCCAGGAUCACAGAAAAGACGAGCAAACCAACUGAUAGGAACACUCCAGCAAGAGAUAAUGCAGAAUCGCACACCGGUAUGAUGAUAGGUAUCUACAUCCUAAGCACAUGGCUGGUUCUGGCCUUUGCUAUCGUCGGCAGAAUGUGCUACAAGAGGCAACGACAGAGGCGACAAAAGAGGCGACAACGGGACCGGUACCACAUACCGUGCAAUGCUGCCGGCGACAUACCGCUGCAAAACAUCCAGUCACCGCCGGCCCACACUGCUGGGAGCCCUGUAACUCCACAACAUGCACAAGAAGACAUUCCGGAUGACAUUCCUCCGUAUGCCGAGACGACACGUUUGGAAAACCCUGUGUAUGCCGCAGACGUGACAAGGCCAAGUGGUUCUACAUCUACCCCGGGUCCUCGUCCCAGCCCAAGCAAGCCUGACAUCUCCAUGGUCUUAUCGCGACCCAAACGCCCGAGGGUGGUGGGAAAGGCUCCAGCUCCACCUCCACGGUCCGACGGGACAGCCAACACCGGCGACUCUACCUACUACCCACCGGCCACCAAGACGACAGAUCAACAAGGUAUCCCGGCACCACUUCCACGGACCCCCUCAAUUCUGACGUCUCAUCGCAGCCUCGAAACAAAAAGAAGACCGCAGCAGUGA
Molecule: messenger RNA, 2118 nt
Organism: Branchiostoma floridae (Florida lancelet)
Lineage: Eukaryota; Metazoa; Chordata; Leptocardii; Amphioxiformes; Branchiostomatidae
Exons: 1
Coding region: 1-2118 (705 amino acids)
Molecular function (GO): protein binding
Source: RefSeq, a predicted model, not a curated record